GGUUCUGAGGAGGGUCACUCCCUCAUUGCCACCAGAAGAGUCCACUUCUCAGUGACUCCUGGCUGGGAACUGGAUGCAUUAGAGGGUAGCUAGUCAAUAUGAUUCUUCUUGCUGUGCUUUUUCUCUGCUUCAUUUCCUCAUAUUCAGCCUCUGUUAAAGGUCACACAACCGGUCUCUCAUUAAAUAAUGACCGUCUGUACAAACUCACAUAUUCCACUGAAGUUCUUCUUGAUCGGGGCAAAGGAAAACUCCAAGACAGUGUAGGCUACCGAAUUUCAUCUAAUGUGGAUGUCGUCUUACUGUGGAGGAAUCCUGAUGGCGACGAUGACCAACUGAUCCAAAUCACAAUGAAAGACGUAAAUGUUGAAAAUGUGAAUCAGCAGAGAGGAGAGAAGAGCAUUUUCAAAGGAAAAAAUCCACCCAAAAUCAUAAGAAAGGAAAACUUGGAAGCUUUACAAAGACCUGUGCUCCUUCAUCUAAUCCAUGGAAAGGUCAAAGAGUUCUACUCAUAUGCAAAUGAGCCGGUGGCCAUAGAAAAUCUCAAAAGAGGCCUGGCUAGCCUAUUUCAGAUGCAGUUAAGCUCUGGAACCACCAAUGAGGUGGAUAUUUCUGGGGAUUGUAAGGUGACAUACCAGGCUCAUCAAGACAAAGUGAUCAAAAUUAAGGCCUUGGAUUCAUGCAAAAUAGAGAGGUCUGGAUUUACAACCUCAAAUCAGGUCUUGGGUGUCACUUCAAAAGCCACGUCUGUCACUACCUAUAAGAUAGAAGACAGCUUUGUUAUAGCUGUGCUUGCAGAAGAGACACAUGCUUUUCGGAUGAAUUCUCUACAAACCAUUGCAGGCAAAAUCAUAUCAAAGCAGAAAUUGGAGCUGAAGACCACUGAAGCAGGCCCAAGACUGAUGUCUGGAAAGCAGGUUGCAGCCAUAAUUAAAGCAGUUGAUUCAGAGUACAAGGCCCUUCCCAUUGUGGGACAGGACUUCCAGAGCAAGUGUAAAAGAUGCCCUUCUCUCUCGGAGCACUGGCAGUCUACCAGAAAACACCUGCAGCCUGACAACCUCUCUAAAGCUGAGGCUGUCAGAAGCUUCCUGGCCUUCAUUCAGCACCUCAGGACUGCGACUAGAGAAGAGAUCCUCCAGAUCUUAAAGGCUGAAAACAAGGAAGUAUUACCUCAACUGGUGGAUGCUGUCACCUCCGCUCAGACCUCAGACUCAUUAGAUGCCAUUUUGGACUUUCUGGAUUUCAAAAGUGACAGUAGCAUUAUCCUCCAGGAGAGGUUUCUCUAUGCCUGUGGAUUUGCCUCCCAUCCCAAUGAAGAACUCCUGAGAGGCCUCAUUAGUAAGUUCAAAGGUUCCUUUGCGAGCAACGACAUUAGAGAAACUGUUAUGAUCAUCAUUGGGGCCCUCGUCAAGAAGUUGUGUCAGAAUGAAGGCUGCAAACUCAAAGCAGUGGUAGAAGCCAAGAAAUUAAUCCUAGGAGGACUUGAAAGAGCAGAGAAAAAAGAGGACACCAUGAUGUACCUAUUGGCUCUGAAGAAUGCUCUGCUGCCGGAAGGCAUCCCACUCCUUCUGAAGUUUGCAGAGGCUGGAGAAGGGCCUGUCAGCCACCUCGCUACCACCGCUCUCCAGAGAUACGAUGUCUCUUUCAUAACUGAUGAGGUCAAGAAGACUUUGAACAGGAUAUACCACCAGAAUCGUAAAGUUCAUGAAAAGACUGUGCGCACUACUGCAGCUGCUAUCAUUUUAAAUAACAAUCCAUCCUACAUGGAAGUAAAAAACAUUCUUCUCUCUAUUGGGGAGCUUCCCAAAGAAAUGAAUAAAUACAUGCUCACUCUUGUUCAAGACAUCCUACGUUUUGAAAUGCCUUCAAGCAAAAUGGUCCGUAGAGUUCUGAAGGAAAUGGUUGCUCAUAAUUAUGACCGCUUCUCCAAGAGUGGAUCCUCUUCUGCCUAUACUGGCUACAUAGAACGUACUCCCCAUUCAGCAUCUACUUACAGCCUUGACAUUCUUUACUCUGGUUCUGGCAUUCUAAGGAGAAGUAACCUGAACAUCUUUCAGUACAUUGGGAAGGCUCAUCUUCACAGUAGCCAGGUAGUCAUCGAAGCCCAAGGCCUGGAGGCCUUGAUUGCGGCCACUCCCGACGAGGGGGAGGAGAACCUCGACUCCUACGCAGGCAUGUCAGCCAUCCUCUUUGAUGUUCAGCUCAGACCUGUCACUUUUUUCAAAGGAUACAGUGAUUUGAUGUCCAAAAUGUUGUCGGCAUCUGGUGACCCUAUCAGUGUGGUGAAGGGACUUAUUCUGUUGAUAGAUCAUUCCCAGGAGCUUCAGUUGCAAUCUGGACUAAAGGCCAAUAUGGAUGUCCAGGGUGGCUUAGCUAUUGACAUUUCAGGUGCAAUGGAGUUUAGCCUGUGGUAUCGUGAGUCUAAAACCCGAGUGAAAACUCGGGUGGCUCUGGCAAUAACUGGCAGCAUCACUGUAGACUCCUCUUUUGUGAAAGCUGGCCUGGAGAUCAGCACAGAAACAGAAACAGGCCUGGAGUUUAUCUCCACGGUGCAGUUUUCUCAGUACCCGUUCUUAGUUUGCAUGCAGAUGGACAAGGAUGGAGCUCCACUUAGGCAAUUUGAGACCAAGUAUGAAAGACUGUCCACAGGCAGAGGUUACGUCUCUCGGAGAAGAAAAGAAAGCCUCAUAGCAGGAUCUGAAUUCCCUCUCCACCAAGAGAACUCGGAGAUGUGCAAGGUGGUGUUUGCUCCUGAGCCAGCAAGUACUUCUAGCGGUUGGUUCUGAAACUGAUUGGUGAUGUUUCACUUGAAUCUGUCUUCCCAGAAGGGAUACCAUGUGACAUGCCUGUGUACUUGCUCUCUGAGAGCACAGUGUUUACAUGUUUACCUGUAUUUAAGAUUUUUGUAAAAAGCUAUGAAAAGCCUCCAAUGAUUAAAUGUGGGCCUAUUCGGUA
This is a messenger RNA of Acinonyx jubatus (cheetah), 2952 nucleotides long. It is a transcript of the gene MTTP, whose product is annotated as microsomal triglyceride transfer protein. Lineage: Eukaryota; Metazoa; Chordata; Mammalia; Carnivora; Felidae. Gene Ontology annotation, molecular function: lipid binding. Gene Ontology annotation, biological process: cholesterol homeostasis; lipid transport; lipoprotein metabolic process. The transcript has 18 exons. Bases 99 to 2783 code for a protein of 894 amino acids. Gene Ontology annotation, cellular component: endoplasmic reticulum; Golgi apparatus; basolateral plasma membrane. The record is from RefSeq and is a predicted model, not a curated record.